Molecule: messenger RNA, 1482 nt
Organism: Plenodomus lingam JN3
Lineage: Eukaryota; Fungi; Ascomycota; Dothideomycetes; Pleosporales; Leptosphaeriaceae
Source: RefSeq, a predicted model, not a curated record
AUGUCUCUCGAAGGUCCAUCCACCUUCGCAAACCUCAAACACAAUCCUUUGUACAUACAAUUACUAAAUCCACAGAACCACUACACAUCUGGAGAUCGAGUCGAAGGCGUCGUUCGCGUAGAUCCAACCGCCCGACCUCGGAACGUUAGCAUUGUCUUCAAAGGCUUCUCGGUCCUGUACGACAAAGAGGCUGUACCGUUAAAGGCAAAAUUCUUUGAAUUGUCCACAAGUCUCUUCGUCUCAACGGGUGCGGGAGAGAACUUUGAUAUACUAAGGCAAGGCACGGCCAGCGAUGGGAAGGUGGAGUUGCCUUUCGCCUUUACAUUUCCGCACAAUGUCACGCUGCCCCCACCCUCAGAGCGAGCUUGGUGGUACCCAAAGGAUGAUUACAACCACCCACGCUUCCAGCACUCUCCAGGAUUUCUUCUACCACCCAGCUGUUCCCCAGUGAGCCCAGCAGUCAGUGGCAUUCUAGCACCAACGGUCAUGUACAUUCUCGAAGCACGAGUAGACAACACCCUCAGAGUUCGACAAGAUCUUUUCUUCAUUCCACCAGCACCAGAAUACGACCUUGCACUCCUCGAACCAGACCUCAACUUUGGCCUCACGCUACCUAAACACUGUUGCCGUUACAAGAUCAUUCGCACCCGUAAACUCCUCCCAGGGUACAGCGAAAGCAGCAAACUUGGCAAACUCAGGGACAAGUUGGUAGAAAAAGAAUUGUUUUUUGGUAUAGAAAGCUACGCCGAGAUACCCUUUGUCCGUUUCAACCUGUUUGCCACAGCAGCCCGCAUUCUCGUCAUCGGUGACCUGGUCCCCGUCAUCGUGACUGUGCAACACCUAGAACGCUCCGAUUCACUGCCGGAACCACCGAUAAUACAUCUAAGACGUGUACGCGUGCAAUUACACUCUGCAUUCCAUGCCUUCCUCCCUCCUCCGCAUGCUGCCAAGAAGUUAUCCAAGGGCAUUGUCGAUGUCACAAGAGACGUCACCACGCUCCUCGACAAGAAGCUUGACAAGGCCGAUGGCAAAACACUCCACGACGGCUUAAAUCUCCUCGACAUCGAACCCAUUCGACUUUCAAGCGAUAAACUGCUCCCCAGCUUCACCAGCUACGGCAUGGCCAUGGAAUAUGAAAUCAAAGUCGAAAUCUGGGGCGAGUGUGCAGACCGAGACUUCUCUGGCUUUGCAUGUCUCCAAAACGUCCAGAUUGUCACGGGUUGGACGGUGCCCGACAGCGAUUUGGGCGGCUUACCCGUCACGCCAGGACCAGCGUACGAAGAGGUGGAUCCGUUGGCGGGCCAGGAGCCAGGUGUCUCUGCAACAUCGAGAAGAGCACCAAACGGGGCCGCGACACAGCAUACGGCGGAUUUUCUUCCCGCAUAUGGAAUGGCAGCUAACUCUGCAAUCCCACCGGUAAACCCACGAUCCCAGCCACCUUUGCCUCCGCCACCGUAUGCAGACGGCGCUCGAUGGGCAUGA